AAUAGGAAAGUAAAAAGUGAUUCAUUGAAGUUGUUUACUUUUGCUUGACUUGAGUAACAUAUCUUCCUUGAAAAAGUUGUUCAUGAAGCAUAAAUAACCUUUUCUCAUAAGUUAAUUAUAUAUAUAAAAUCAUUUUGGUUUUCAUCCAAAUUAGGAGGCAAAAGCUUUGGAAACAUACACCUUCGACAGAGCAAAUUUUCACACACAAUAUACCAUAACAAAGUAUUGACAUCUUGAAGUGAGUCUCUAUCUUUUGAAGAGAGAGAGAUGGAGGAAAGGAGUAAGAUGGAUAACUAUGAUGAAGUUGAUGAUGUCAUAUUGCCAGGUUUUCGUUUUCGUCCAACAGAUCAAGAACUUAUUGGUUUUUACCUCAAGAAAAAAAUUCAGCAAAAGUCUCUUCCUAUUGAACUUAUAAAGCAAGUUGAUAUUUACAAUUAUGAACCAUGGGAUCUUCCAAAAGAGCUGGCUAGUACAAGUAGUGAAAAAGAAUGGUAUUUCUACUGUCCAAGGGAGAGAAAAUAUAAAAAUAGUUCAAGACCAAACAGAGUAAUUACUAGAAAUAAUGGUAAGUCAAUUGGAUAUUGGAAAGCAACUGGAACAGACAAAGCUAUAUACUCAUCAGAUGGAAAAUGCAUUGGUUUGAAAAAAUCACUUGUGUUCUACAAAGGCAGAGCUUCCAAUGGGAAUAAAACUGAUUGGAUGAUGCAUGAGUUUAGGCUACCUUGUAUUUCUAACUCAACUUCUCCUAAAAAGUUGUUUGAUAAAAGCUUCUCCCCAAAUGAUUCAUGGGCAAUAUGUAAAAUCUUUGAGAAACCUACUUCUUCAUCAAUGGUUCAAAAAGCUUUAUCUCACCCUUGGAUAUCUCAAUUACCUGGAGGAAGAGUUUCUGAAUUACUCACACAAACUUCAAACACCAACCAAUUAUGUUCACAAAGUAAUAUAUCUUUAUCCACAAAAACAGAACAAGAAUCAUCAACCAUCAAAUUUUGUAGCAACAACACCAACAAUUUCUCACCUUCAUAUUUUCCAAAUUACACAAUUUCCAAAUCCUCACAAAUUCCUAAUGGAGACAAUGUUGUUCAUAAUAACAUAAUGUUAUACAACACAACUGAAGCCACAGAUUCUACAAAGUGCCCAAUUGAUACAAGUUCAAUUAUUUCCAAUACUAACUAUAUUGGUCUUGAAGAUGCAAAUAAUCAAUAUAGUAAUUUCUCAAUUAAUCUACCUAAAGAUAUUCAACCAAACAUUGGAACAGAAUUAGAAGAACAAGAUUGGAAGAAGAAUCCAUACUAUUGGGAAACUAUAGGAAGAACAAUUGAAUUUCCCUUCAAUUUGUCUCCAAAUUAUGAUGCUUUGAGGGAAAAUUUUACAUGGGACUCUCUUCCUUGCACUAGUGAAAUGUCUACAAACUAUGUCACCAGUGUAGCUAAAUGCUACACGUAGGGUAUGUUCGGAUUUAUGUUUCCCAAACAAAAUCAUGGUGACAGUGUCAUUUCGUCAAACUCAUUGUAAUUACAAAUAUCCACUUAAACUGAAGGAGCUAUUUAUUAGCAUGAUUAGGUAGUAAUUAUAGCAAAUUAAACUAUAGUUAUAGUGUGGUUAAUUAUAAUUUUUUACCAAUUAGUAUAUUUACCACUAAAAUCAUUACCAUGUACAUUUGGUUGUGAUUUUACUUGUAAAUGUACAUGUUUUAGUUAUUGUUUCCUUGUAUAUUUAUUUGUACCUUAAAAUUAGUACCACUAGGAACAUACAAAAGGCCACAAAAUGUAUAAUAGGGGUAUUGUUAUAUAUGGAGUUAAAUUUUUGUAUA
Molecule: messenger RNA, 1810 nt
Organism: Cicer arietinum (chickpea)
Lineage: Eukaryota; Viridiplantae; Streptophyta; Magnoliopsida; Fabales; Fabaceae
Gene: NAC12
Product: NAC domain-containing protein
Biological process (GO): regulation of DNA-templated transcription
Molecular function (GO): DNA binding
Source: RefSeq, a predicted model, not a curated record